Messenger RNA from Panicum virgatum (switchgrass), 474 nucleotides. RefSeq names its product laforin-like. Bases 1 to 474 code for a protein of 157 amino acids. The transcript has a single exon. The record is from RefSeq and is a predicted model, not a curated record. Lineage: Eukaryota; Viridiplantae; Streptophyta; Magnoliopsida; Poales; Poaceae.
AUGGCGGCGGCGCGGCGAGCAGGACGGCAACGGCGCGGUGGACAAGACGACAUCGGCGGGGGCGGGACGGCAACGGCGCGGCGGACAGGACGACGGAAUGCCGGGAUCCGGCGCUCCGGCCUCCCCCAGCGGCGGACGCGGCGGGGACCUGCGGCAGGGAGCUCGCGGCGGGUGGCGGGGGCGGCCUGCGCGGCGAGCGGCCCAGGCGGCGAGGGCGACCUGCGCCGCGAGCGGGGCCGCAGCCUGCGCGGUGGCGGGGCGUCGAGCUCGGCAGCAGGCGGGCGACGGCCAAGGACCGCGGCUCAGCUCGAGCUCGGCGGCGGCGACUAUGGCCCGCCUCUGCUGCCGAAUCAAAUCGCGCCACCGCCCCCGAACCCCGGCGGCCCUUCCCGUGCCGGCCUUCCUCGUCCUCGGCGCCGGUCCUCGUACUCCCUGUCGGCCCUCCCCGCGCUGCGGCGUGGACCGCGCGCGUGA